AUGAAUAAAAGACAAGUAGCGGGAGGAAUAGCUACUACAACUACAGCCGAUACUAAUAAUACUACAACAACAACAGCAACAACUCCAACAACUAGCGCAUUAUUAAAUGAAAGUAGACAAUUAUUAUUAAAACAACAAUUAAAAUUAAAGUUAAAUAUAAAUGUUAGUGAAAUGAUGGAUAAUAUAAGACGAAAUGUUGAUGAUCAAACACAACAGCAGCAACAACAAUAUUUAAAAAAUAUUACUAGUAAUCAAGGACACGAAGUUGAACGUCAAGGUGAUCGUGCGCACAAACGCAUUAACGAAGAAGAAGAAGUUGAACAAGAUUAUGGAAAUGUUGUUAGGAAAGGUUUAAAUAAAUUAGAUACCGUCACAACAGUGCCUCAAUUACAACAAAAAUUUAAUAAAUUUAAUAUAAUAGAUGAAGCAGCAAUUACAACUAAUACUACAACAUCAUCUAAAACAUGUGUAGCAGCAGCAAAAACAUCAUCAGCAACAACGUCGUUGUCGUCCUCGUCAUACUCUCUAGUAAAUAAAUCAUCAUUAACACAACAACAACAGCAAAAUACGGCAUUAGCUAAAUUUAAUCGAAUUAUUGACAAUACAGUGCCGGUUAUUAACACUUACAACUAUCAGCAACAUGUUGCUGAAACAUUAGCCAAAAACUCACAACAACAACAACAUCAGCAUCCUCAUUAUCAACAUAAUGAACUGAAUAAACAGCAACAACAAUUUGUAGAGAUGCCCAUUUUAAGUGAUAGUUUAAAACGUAGAUUGGCCAAUAACCAUCAUCAAUACUAUAAUACCGACCUAGUUGUAAAUAAUUCUAAAAUUAAUUUCUCAUCAUCAACAGCAGCAGCACCACCACCAUCAACAUCCGCAGCUGCUACUGCUGUUGCCUCAACAGUAGCCAAAGAAUUAGUAGCUGUGGCCUCAACAUCAAAGGCUGCUGCUACUGCUAAUUUGGCUCGUUUGGCAACAGCAGCAACAUUAUCAUCUUCAUCACAACAAGAUCAAGAAUUUGAGACAACAUUGAUGAAAUUGUCUUUAGAUGAAGAUGAACAUUUAGAACGAAAUGAUGUUCAUUAUUUGUUGAAACAAUUAAAUAGUUUUAGUGAUAUUGAAGAAAUAGAAAUUGUUGAUAUGAAGCAAAAACAGCGUCAGCUACAGCAACAACAACAACAUCAAUUACAGCAACAAUAUAACAAAGAGAAAAAUUAUAUUAUUGCAAACGACCAACAACAAUCGAGCAACACAAAUGAGCAGCAAUACGAAGCUAAACGUGAUUCACAACAUGAGGAAGAAGAAAGUGGGUUAGAUCUAAAUUUUAAAAAAUAUCAGCAAAAAGAACAAUUGGCAGAAGAACAAAAAUCCUCUUUCACCAAAGAACAUGUUGAAGAAUCAGAGCAGCAGAUUGUUGUUGGUAUGCAAACGUAUACUACGGAAAGCAAGCAACAUUAUCAAACAACAUCACCAACAGCAACAUCACUUGUGAUAUACUCACCCUCGUCACAGUCGCACAAAGGUAUACGACGCUAUGCCUCUCAAGAUGAGCACGCUGCCGCUGCCUCCUGCUCCUCAUAUCAACCUCAUCAACAUCCCCAUCAUCAUCCCCAGCCUCCACAUCAUCAGCAUUAUCAUCAUCAUCAACCCCAUUAUGUACAUUUGCCUUAUGAGCAUUAUUCCGAAAGUUCCAUAUUAAAUUCGGUGGCCGCACAGGCUGUUGCCGCCGAUCCUUUGAUCUUACAACAAUUUGUGGAUGAUUAUAUAUUUCAAUCCUGCCAUUAUUUAGAAACAAAUAAUUUUGUUGCAAACUAUCGCACUGCCAUGGUCGAGUCAUCGUCUCAUGAAUUUCGACCAUCGACCACCACCAACACAACACGCACCUCCAACGAGGAGUUCUAUGAGGAAGAAGAGGCCGGCUAUGUAGAAGAUCAUUCAUCAGCUCAUUCGUUUGAAUUACAUGAGACUGAGCCACCCACAGUAAUAUGUAAGGCUCCGGCGCCUUUACCAGCCACCACCACCAUUUCAAAGCGUUCCAUACAACAACAACAGUAUACCAUGGAGACACGUUUAUGUAGCAGCGGUGUACAGACUGAUUUAACGGCUUCAUCUUUAGCUCAAAGUUUUAGCCUUAGUUCAUCGUCAUCCUCAUCGGAGAAAUGCAAACGUAGACAACCGUUAUUUAAAUGUUGCUAUACUCCACUCGAUAGAUGGCGCGAAAAGCGUUCACAACAAUCGCAUAUACAAAAACGCACAAAAUCUGCCACGACUGCAGGUCCAAACGAUCUAACGCAGCCUCAGCAGCAGUUACAGCAGAUUACUACUAAAAACUCUACAGUUGCUUUUGUCGCUAGUGGUGGAAGUGGUGCUAGUGGUCCGUCAUAUGCUGGCUACAGUAGUGCUAUUCUAAAUAGCACCAUUGCCUCUUUAACAUCAGCCACCAAUGCCACAACUACCACUACAGCAACUACACUACUAAAUACCACAUCAACAUUGGUUGUACAACCUCAAUCACAUCAACAACAUCAGCAUCAUCAUCAACAACAUCAUCAUAAUCAAUCUCUAACGAAUAAAAAUAAUAAUAAUAAUAAAAAUAAUAAUGCACCUUAUGCAGUUUGACAAAUGCCUUUAAAGCAACAAUUUUUUUAUGUAAAAAUGUUGCUUGCUUUCUGCCAUUUAUACCUUAAACAAAAUAACACUAUAGUUUUCCUUUUUGUAUAAAAAAAACAACAUAAUUAAAAAAAACAAAAACAAAAAAAAAAAACAUAUGAUAAUGGAAAUUUUUGCCGCCCACUUUAAUACAACAACAAAAACAAACAAAAUGAAACAAAUACACAACAAACAAAACAAAACAAAAAAAAUGAACGCCGCCGCUGUCUUAUUUUUGUAAAUCUCUUUUUCCAAAAACAAAAAAACAAAAAAAUACAAAAACAAAAUCUCUCUUUAUAAUUUUUUUGCGAUGUCAACAAUUUUUUGCUAUUUCCUUGUCUUGUAAAGAACAACAAACAAUGAAAAAAAACAUAAUUACAAUAACAAGUAAAACAAAACAAACUACUUUUUUAUAACCUCUUAAACUAAAGAAAACAUGGAAUCAAUUUUUAAAUCAAACACAAACACACAUAUACACACACACAAACCAACCAACCAAUCUUCUUCUCCUAUAACACUAUUUGCAAUUUCAGGGGAAAUAUUUCUUUUCAGAUUUUUAAAAUAUUAUGAUUUUUUCUUGUAAACAUAAUUUUGUAAAUUUAACAUUUUGUUAUGAGUUUUUGUUUAAAAAAACAUUAAAAUUUUAUGAUGUUUGUUGCUUUGCAACUUGUUUCUAGAUAUCAAAACUUGAGUAAAAAUUAAAAAAUCUUUAGCAACAUGUUGCUAGGUUUUAUAAAUAUAUUGCUGGCAUCACACUUUCUAUAUUUAGAAACUUUUUAUUCAGUUAUUGUUGAAAACGUUAAAAUAUUGGAAAAAAUUUAUAGAAAAAAUAUAUUUUGCUUAGCAACAUGUUGUUGAUUUUCGAAAUAUUGUAACUGUCAAUAUUUAUUGUAAAAUUAAAAACUUAAUCAACAAAAUAUUUUUAAUAUUUUCUUCAGCAACAUGUUGGUAACUCAUAAUUUUAAUAAGGAUUUAUUUGCAACAUGUUGUCAGCAAUGUUGUUACCAUAUUUUCUUUUUAAAUUAGCAAAACAGUUUUAUAUUUUAUUUUUGGCAAAAAUUAAAGAAAAAAUAUUUGCAUUUUUCUUUGGCAACAUGUUGCUGGCUUCACGUAUCACAUUACGUUAAAGAUUUCUUAAAAAUUUUGUAUUCCCCCUAGAUUAUUUUCAAUUUUAAACGCUUGUCGUCAGCAACAUGUUGCUAGGUCUUUAAACAUGUGUCUAGCAACAUACAUAUUUUAUUAAUAUUACGACAUGUCAUUAAAAUAUUGCAUAAAAAAAACAUAAAAUUUUCAAAAAUAUUUUAAACAUUUUCGUUAGCAACAUGUUGCAAGAUUUUUAAAUAUGUUGGUGUCACCACAUUUUGUAUAUUUCAAACUUUUUUGUCUACAAAUUGCACAAAGUUCAAUAUAUUUCUUUAGCAACAUGUUGCUAUCUAUUUUUUAAAAUACUAUAAUUCAAAGUCAGUUGGCCUUUUUCUUUAGCAACAUGUUGCUGGGUUCACAUAUCACAGUAUGUUAAAGAUUUCUUAAACAUUUUGUAUUCAAACUUAAUAAUUUUCAAUUUUAAACACUUUUCAGGUUUUUAAACAUGUGUCAAGCAACAUACAUAUUUUAUUAAUAUAAAAAAUAUAGCAAAAAAAACAUAACAUUUUAAAAAUAUUUUAAACAUUUUCGUAAGCAACAUGUUGCAAGAUUUCUAAAUAUGUUGCUGGUACUACACAUUUUGUAUAUUUAACACUUAUUUGUGUACAAAUUGCACAAAGUUUGGAAAAAAUAUAUUUUUUCAAAAUAUUCCUCAUUUAACAACAACAUGUUGCUAGGUCUUUAAACAUGUAUCUAGCAACAUACAUAUUUUAUUAAUAUAAAGACAUGUCUUUAAAAUAUUGCAAAAAAACAUACAACUUUUUAAAUAUUUUAAACAUUAUCGUUAGCAACAUGUUGCAAGAUUUCUUAAUAUGUUGCUCUGGUACUACAUUUUGUAUAUUUAACACUUAUUUGUGUACAAAUUGCACAAAGUUUGGAAAAAAUAUAUUUUUUAAAAUAUUUCUUUAGCAACAUGUUGCUAAUUAUUUUUAAAAAUCCUAAAUCAAAAUCUAAAACAAACCUAAUCAAAAGUCAUUCCAAUACAAUUUUAUUGGAAUUUUGCAACAAACAACAUGUGAUUGUUCAUUAAAUCUUGUCAACAUAUGAAUAAAAUUCAAUAUGUUGCUGAUACAAUAUUUUUUGUUGCUCAACAUUGCCAAGUUAGAUAAACACUUACGAAUAGUUUGUUUCUUUAACAAAAUAUCGUUUAAUUUUUAAAUUUCUAUAAAUCUAAAUUAUUAGAGUCUUUGGAAAUUAAAACAACAUGUUGCUAGAAAGAUUAAAAGUUGCUAAACAUCUUUAAAAUUACAAUUAGCAAUGAUUUUCUCUAAAUAAACAUUUUCUUUUUCUAAUUUCAUAAUAAUAUUUCGAAAAAAUUUGUGUUUUCUUUAACAAAACAAACUUUUUGAUAGUUUUCAACAUGUUGCUAGAAAAAUUUAUGUAUAUACAUACAUAAAGUUACGAUUACAACAUUUAAUCAUAAAACUAUUUCGAAACUAAAUUCCUAUAAAAACCUUUUACUAAUGUUUAAAUUUUUGAUAAUAUUAAUCAUCAUUUACUUGUUGUUUACAUUUCUGUGAAUUUAUAAGCAUUUGAGUGUUUGGAAAACAUGUUGCCAGAAUCUUUAAGUUGUUGUUAACUAUGAUUUUCUUUAAAUAAACAUUUAAAUUUUGUAAUUUGAUAGAAUUAUUAAAAAAAUGUGUUUUCAUUAACAAAUUAAACUUUUGAUAGUUUUCAACAUGUUGCUAGCAAAGUGUAUAACAUAAGUCUAUUUGCAACUUUUGUACUAAUGCUUGAAUUUUAAAGAAUAUAUAAUAUAUAACUGUUUUGUAGAACUAUCAACAUGUUGCCUAAAGAAGAUUGAGUAUUAAAAGCAAAUGUUGCUAAGAAUUAGUAAAAGAAUUGUAAACUAAUUUGUAAAAAAUUAAAAAAAAACAUUAAGGUUUAGAAAUUUUUUUAUCAUUUUAAUAAAGAAAUUAUAUACAACUUCUGUGAACUUUGUCAACAUGUUGACAACAAGAAUCAACAAGUUUCUCAAAAGUUAUUAAAGAAAAAACACUAACAAUUAAAUAAGGAAAAGAAAUGUUUUAUAAUGUUUAUAUAUAGUUGCUUAGCAACAUUUAUCAAAUGUUUAUAACAAGUAGCCAGCAACAUUUUGUUUCCUUUUUUCCUUUAACAAAAUUGCAACUAGUGUUUAAAUUAACAUUAAAUUAACAGCAAAAUCUAAAGCAACAAACAAACAACAAAAC
Messenger RNA from Lucilia cuprina (Australian sheep blowfly), 5984 nucleotides. RefSeq names its product alpha-protein kinase 1-like. The coding region runs from base 1 to 2622 and encodes 873 amino acids. The transcript has a single exon. The record is from RefSeq and is a predicted model, not a curated record. NCBI's taxonomy places the organism in Eukaryota, Metazoa, Arthropoda, Insecta, Diptera, Calliphoridae.